UAUAGCUUUCUCCGAUGAGAAACGAAUGCAAAGAGUUUAAGAAGAAGUUGACUUUAGUUCACAAGAAGUUACGCAGUUGUGAUAUUAAAAUGAAUGCAUGCCGAUAUUAAUGUCUUUAUGAAGUGUAAUUAAAAUGUGGAUGAUGUAUCUCACGUGGAAUUAUCGAGAACAGCGUUUGUGUGAGGUGUUGCUGCAAACAAUUGUCGGAGUGCCCUGUCUUUGAAGUAUAUAUUUGUAUACGUUAUUGGCCCAUUUAGGCUAGUUGCUAACUAAUUAGUUGUAAAUGUGUAGACACUAAAUGAAUGGAAAAAUAUGUCUAACCCAGGCGGCAGCAGGAGAAAUGGGGCUAUGAAAAUACGCCUAACAAUUCUUUGUGCCAGAAAUUUGGCCAGGAAAGACUUAUUCAGACUGCCCGAUCCAUUUGCCAAGAUCAGUGUGGAUGGAUCGGGCCAAUGCCACAGCACUGACACAUGCAAAGCAACUCUUGAUCCUAAAUGGAACCAACAUUAUGACCUUUACAUUGGUAAAGGUGAUGGUAUUACAAUCAGUGUGUGGAACCACAAGAAAAUACACAAGAAGCAGGGUGGAGGAUUUUUGGGCUGUGUCCGUAUCAUGUCCAAUACAAUUCAGCGCCUUAAGGACACAGGCUAUCAGCGGUUGGAUCUGUGCAAAGCAAGUUCAGAUGACCCUGAACCAGUGAAGGGUCAGAUUGUGGUGUCACUGCUGUCGCGGGAUGGACAUGGAGGCAUGGCUGGAGGAGGUCAUAAUGCUGUGGUGGAUCCACUGGGUGAUCUUAGUUGCCCUGAGGAUCUGCCAGAGGGCUGGGAAGAACGAAGGACUCCUGCUGGACGGUUGUACUAUGUAAACCAUCAUACACGAACCACACAAUGGGUUAGACCCAAUAGGCCACAUUACAAUGGAAUUAUCCCAACGCACAACUCACCCUCAGGUUCAGGAUUAUCCAGCACUGGUGAGCAGAAUAUCUGUGUUUCUCCAGAUGUGAGCGUAGUGAUCAACCAAACCACAAGGGAUGCAUUGCGUAGCAGUAACAACAAUAAUAACAACAAUAAUAGCAGUAGCAGUGCAAGAGAGCAACGUGAACAGAGGCGCAAUAUGCGGAUUCCAGAUGAACUUCAGAAUGGUAGUAAUCGCCGAGACAGUGCAGGAAGUCAGAUGUCUGCAUCAAGACGACGUGCAUCAAGACAGCAGCGAAAUUCACAGCACCAGCAGCAGAACGGAAGCAGCUCCACUGGUCGUGUCCAUCAGCCUAGCCAGCCCGGUGACCUGCCUCCUGGUUAUGAAUUACGCACAACACAACAGGGGCAAGUUUAUUUCUACCACAUCCCCAGUGGAGUGAGCACAUGGCAUGAUCCCCGCAUUCCUCGUGAGCUUUCAGUGGGCUCUAGUGACCUACUGGCUGAGCUUGGACCAUUACCUCCUGGUUGGGAAAUGCGUCAGACUGCUACUGGACGGAUCUAUUAUGUGGACCACAACAAUCGCACAACACAGUUCACGGAUCCUAGACUCUCUGGUUCUGUCAUAUCCAGCCUCAUGAAGAAGCAGAACAUACCUCCGUCUUCCUCUCUAGCAAGCCAAGUAGCUGUAGCAACAAGUAGUGCCACUAUGUCACCAUCACCACUGAACAAUGGCAAUGUCCGUGUAGACCCUGUAGGGAGUGAGAACUGUAGUUCUGGUUUAAGUUCUCCAUGCAACAACAAUCCAUCUAGCUCUAGCCUUAGUUCAAGUUCCACUUCUACUGUACCUUCCCCCACCAAUAACAAUAGUGUCAUGGACCAGUCUAAUGGAUGCACGGUGGCAGAAGGCUGCAGUGGAAACACUACUGUUGAGCUUGCUCCUGUUGUGAGAAUGGGCGAUCUUCCUAAAGAUCUGUUAGACAGUGAAAGUCUCCCCAAGUACAAACGUGACCUGGUGGCUAAGCAGAAGGCUUUGAGAGCAGAGCUGCAAGCUUUGCAACUUCAGAGUGGCCACUGCCGCCUGGAAGUGUCCCGCACAGAGAUAUUUGAGGAAUCCUACCGAUUAGUAAUGAAGAUGCGGCCAAAGGAUAUGCGGAAGCGACUGAUGGUAAAAUUCCGUGGAGAAGAAGGGCUCGACUAUGGAGGUGUGGCAAGAGAGUGGUUGUUUUUACUGAGUCAUGAAAUGCUGAACCCACAAUAUGGCCUGUUUCAAUACUCCCGUGAGGACAAUUAUACCCUUCAAAUCAACCCAGACAGUAGCAUCAACCCUGAGCAUCUGUCUUACUUUCACUUUGUGGGGCGUAUCAUUGGCAUCGCAGUGUUCCAUGGUCAUUAUAUAGAUGGGGGCUUCACCACUCCCUUCUACAAAAUGCUGCUCAACAAACCUAUCACUCUGGAUGACAUCGAAGGUGUUGAUCCUGAGCUGCACCGUAGCCUAACAUGGAUGCUGGAGAACAACAUUACAGGCGUCAUUGACACAACAUUCUCUGUAGAACACAACAGUUUUGGUGUAUUGAGGGUACAUGAACUGAAGCCUGGUGGUCGGGAGAUAGUGGUUACAGAGGAAAACAAGAAAGAGUAUGUCAAGCUGUAUGUUAACUACCGAUUCAUGCGUGGUAUUGAACAACAAUUCCUAGCACUUCAGAAAGGCUUUACAGAGUUGAUCCCAAGUCAGUUAUUACGACCUUUUGAUGAACGUGAGUUGGAGCUCGUUAUAGGAGGUCUUGGCUCUAUUGACAUUAACGACUGGUGCAGCAAUACUCGACUCAAGCACUGCACUCCUGAAACACCUGUGGUGCGAUGGUUCUGGAAAAUAGUUGAAGAAUAUGGAGAGGAGAUGAGAGCAAGACUUCUUCAGUUUGUAACCGGAAGCUCUCGUGUGCCUCUUCAAGGAUUCAAAGCCCUGCAGGGUUCAACAGGCGCAGCCGGUCCUCGUUUGUUUACAAUUCAUGUAGUGGAUGCACCAAUGGAAAACCUUCCCAAGGCACAUACAUGCUUCAACCGCAUUGACAUCCCUCCAUAUCAGAGCUAUCAGAAAAUGUAUGAAAAACUCACCCAGGCUGUUGAAGAGACAUGUGGUUUUGCUGUUGAGUAGCAACAAACAACAAUAUAGUAAUAGUAGUUCUGUUUGUUGGGAUGUGACUGUGUGAAUACUGUAUAGUGGCAAUUGUAAAGAUGCCAUGUUCUGUCUGUGAUGGGAUCCUGUGAAAUGAAAAUCUUGACAGCCCUUUGAUUGGUGCAGGAAGGCAUGGCAUCUUGUGGUACUGAGAUUUGUUAUAUUGUCUCAGACAUGUUUUUAAGUGGGAUUUCGCUCUAAAUCCUGCUCUGUACAUUUUACUCAGAAUAUCCUGAAUGUGUUGUUAAGGGCUGCUGAUCAUGAUGCUAGCUUUCAAGAGAAGCUUGGUAAAGGAAUGUGGCUGACCAUGGUACUCCUUAUGUUCAUACUUCAAGAGGAGCUCAGUUGGGGUGUUUGGCCAGUCAUGGGUGCCCUUUAGCUUAUGUUCAGCCUCAAGUCAAUGAGAUUAGCAGAAAGAAGGGUUAUAUUUAACAUGUCUGUUGGAAUUUUAUCAUUCUUGGGAACAUAGCUGUUCUUUCCAUGUAGAUAACUGAUGGAUGGACAAAGUCUGUAUUGCACACAUGAGACACUGUUAGCAUAUAUCUUUAGUUUUUUUAGCAGGUGUGCAAUGAGCAGUUCCAGUUAUAUGGUUUGUAGUGGAAGGAUCUCUGAUAUUUAAACUAACACAAAACAGAGAUCAAGAAAUAUGCAUAGGAAAGUAGUAGUUUUUUUUCCUGCACAGUGGUCAUAUUGGUUUCUCAGUUUAAGUCAAUCAGAUGUACAGUAGAACACUGAUUAUCUGAACGCCGAUUAUUCAAAUUUCCAAUUAACCAAAUCACCGCAACCAUGGAAUGUGUCUCCUAAACAAAUGCCAUUGUUGAAUUUCUUCAAAUAAAGUGUCUAAAAAUGUUAAUUUAUGUUUACAUUUAUUAUUUUUUUAUGUUUUACAUGUUUUAAAGUUUUUUAGUUUGUAUUGUUAUAAUAAUACAGUACAUUGUAGUAGUGUUUUUAUGGAUAAGAAUUAAAUCUAGUUAUCCAAAUUUUUGAUUAUGUGAACCACCUUUGUUAUUAAUUUGGAUAGUCAUUGUUCUGCUGUUUAUUUGUUUCAUUGAACUUCUGGGGAAGGUGUUUAACUUUGUAUCAUUCUCUUUAGGUUUUUACGUAGCUGAUUCCAAAAGUAAGGU
Cryptotermes secundus is the source of this 4214-nucleotide messenger RNA. RefSeq names its product E3 ubiquitin-protein ligase SMURF1 (gene Smurf). Bases 313 to 3069 code for a protein of 918 amino acids. NCBI's taxonomy places the organism in Eukaryota, Metazoa, Arthropoda, Insecta, Blattodea, Kalotermitidae. Gene Ontology annotation, molecular function: ubiquitin protein ligase activity; protein binding. The record is from RefSeq and is a predicted model, not a curated record. The transcript has 15 exons. Gene Ontology annotation, biological process: negative regulation of BMP signaling pathway; ubiquitin-dependent protein catabolic process.